Messenger RNA from Dendronephthya gigantea, 987 nucleotides. RefSeq names its product megakaryocyte-associated tyrosine-protein kinase-like. The coding region runs from base 139 to 558 and encodes 139 amino acids. Lineage: Eukaryota; Metazoa; Cnidaria; Anthozoa; Malacalcyonacea; Nephtheidae. The record is from RefSeq and is a predicted model, not a curated record. The transcript has 5 exons.
UUCCUGUUCUACUUAAUGUAUUCGAUUGAAUUGUUUAGCCCAGCUUGAGAAAUCAGCAGCAAACUAGACUCAUAAUAGACCAGCCUUCGUCGUCAUUAAUAAUCAUUCGUCCAUAUCAAGUGCUUGUAAGCUAAAAUCAUGUCUGAAUUGCUCUGGAAUCAUGGAAGAAUAUCGAAGGAAGAAGCAGUCAGACGAUUUCGUCAGUUCCACCCUGAUGGUAGCUUCUUAAUGCGAAACAGUGAAACAGUAAUGAAUGCUUUCGUUCUUUCAGUCGGAUUUCAAAACAAUGUUUACCAUUACAGAAUACUUCAGGAUACGUCAAGGCGUUUGCUGUUUGAAAAUAGAAUAUACUAUUCGUUGGCGGAUAUAGUGGAAUAUUACGGAAAGUACAGAGGUUGUCUUGUAUGCACCCUGAAACACCCGGUAUUGCCACCGUUACCAACUGCGAUCGAUCAACAUAACGGUUAUGACGUACCUAAUACCAGUCACAUGUAUGAAACAUGUUCAGGAGAUCGUGGUUAUGAAAAUGUAGAGUUACACUCAAAGUCACCAUCAUGAAGAAAACAAAAUGGAGGUUUGACAAAAAACACAAUAUAUUCUUGAACAGUCCUAUAGCUUUCAGUACCUUAUACAAAGUAUUUAAAAAAGGUUUAUAGGGUGUAUAGUCUAAUAUAAAAUUAUAUCGCACGUAUGUAGAAGUACCAAUGAGGGGAAAUUUCCCAGGUGAUGCGAUAGAAUAGCUAAAGCAUUUGAGAUGUUAGACGAGUCGUAUUAUAUCGUAGUAAGCUAACAGUGGUCGAUUCAGGGUAAGUCAGAAUAAAUUAUACGGCCAAGUUUCAAAUUCAAAAUACUUCAUAACAACGCUAUUGGUUAUUCAUUCUAUUUACAUAUGUAAAUAUCUACCAAUGAUUGCAACUGUGGAUACACAGAAUGGUAAUCUGUAUUCUGUAAUGUAUUCCAUAAUUUAUACAGUUCGACUUGAAUAAA